Messenger RNA from Selaginella moellendorffii, 1335 nucleotides. Its product is annotated as abscisic acid 8'-hydroxylase 1-like. Gene Ontology annotation, molecular function: heme binding; iron ion binding; monooxygenase activity. Gene Ontology annotation, biological process: sterol metabolic process. The record is from RefSeq and is a predicted model, not a curated record. NCBI's taxonomy places the organism in Eukaryota, Viridiplantae, Streptophyta, Lycopodiopsida, Selaginellales, Selaginellaceae. The transcript has 6 exons. The coding region runs from base 1 to 1335 and encodes 444 amino acids.
AUGAGGCGCGUCUUUCUGAACAUAAUUCCUGCCCUUCUGACGACUGACAGAGUUCUAGGAAGCCAAAAAAUAGAAGAACAAAUGGAUAGAGAGUCAGAGGUGGUGUGGGCUGUUGUAUCUCUGGUUGUAGCCACUGCUAUUGUAUUACCUCUGCUCUAUCGCCUAAGAUUACCCUUCAAGGGACUAAAAGUUCCUCCAGGAUCACUUGGGGUACCUUUCGUCGGAGAAAAUAUCAGCCUCAAAGUCCACCAACACGAUUUUUAUGUUUACAGGAUGCAGAGAUAUGGGAGGGUUUUCAAAACUCACUUGUUUGGACAUCCUUCGAUUGUUAUAACGACUCCGGAAGCUGCAAAAUUCGUUCUUGUUGACCAGGCAGCUUGUUUCCGCCAACGUGGAUUGCCAAUAGUUGAAAAACUUCUUGGAGAGUCUUUCUUUGGCUACCAAAAUCAUAAACUGCAUCAUAGAUUAAGGAAGCUUAUGCAUCGCCCACUUCUCCCAGAGACCCUUCCUUCUUCUAUUCCUCUUAUUGAAGAGCUGGCGCUAAUGGUGAUGCGGACAUGGGAAGGAAGAUCUAUAAACGCUUUAGACGAGGCAAAGCAACUCGUUGCCAAUCAACAUACCCGGAACAAAUUACCACAAGGCUCUAAAGGUACUGAAAACGAAAGACGCACUGAACAGCCUCAGGUUUGUAUUCAGGACAGCAGGAAAAAGGCCUGUGCACUUAUAGAUAAGAUUAUAAGCUGGCGAAGGCUGGAAAGGCGGCCCCCGAGUGACAUUCUUGGGAUACUGAUGGAUGUUGAGGAUGAAGAUGGCACAAAGCUCAGUUCCAAAGAUAUUCAUGACAACAUUUUAACUUUACUUUUUGCUGGGCAUGAUACUGUUGCUGCAGCAUUGACCUGGAUGCUGAAAAAUUUAAUGGACCACCCAAAGCUUUUGGAGGAUGUUACUGUCGUGAAAGAGACUCUGCGAGUCGCAAAUUUGACUGAUUUCUCCUACAGAGAAAUCGUUGAAGAUGUUGAAUAUGGAGGUCUAACAGAAUACUAUCCAUCCACAAACAUCACAUUUACCAGAUUUUGUUUGUCUUUCCCAGGUUUCAUAUUUCCCAAGGGCUGGCGGCUUCUAGUUGCACACUGGGUGUUUCACCUCAGCCCAGAAUACCAUCCAAACCCAGAAGAGUUUGAUACUUCUAGGUGUGAACAUUGUGGAGCUCCUGAUGGAUCAGAUUUUGCACCCAUACAUAUACCAAAAGCUGGCCUGCCCAUUAACGUUAGGCGCAGUCCUGACCCUUUGACAUUCAAGAAGGUUGUAGGUUUGUUUAUGAAUGCAUUAGCAUAG